Messenger RNA from Penicillium nucicola, 201 nucleotides. RefSeq lists its product as uncharacterized. The transcript has a single exon. Lineage: Eukaryota; Fungi; Ascomycota; Eurotiomycetes; Eurotiales; Aspergillaceae. Bases 1 to 201 code for a protein of 66 amino acids. The record is from RefSeq and is a predicted model, not a curated record.
AUGUCGACUGUGUUGCGUUGGUUGGCGAAUUGGGCAUCUGAAGGCCGGACCGGUACAAAUAUUCUGAAUGACUACGAGGGAAACAGGGAAAAAUUAGAGGGAUCUAUCUGCGCCCUGUCUGAACCAUGGACGAAGUCGCAUUCUAUGCAGUCUUGCAAUCUGAGCUUAGAGGAUGAGCCAGCAGCGAGCGCGACGGAAUGA